Molecule: messenger RNA, 437 nt
Organism: Anthonomus grandis grandis
Lineage: Eukaryota; Metazoa; Arthropoda; Insecta; Coleoptera; Curculionidae
Product: myelin transcription factor 1-like protein
Exons: 2
Coding region: 21-437 (138 amino acids)
Source: RefSeq, a predicted model, not a curated record
CAGGUGUUGUGUUGUAAAUCAUGGCGUCGUAUCAGAAACUAGGUGGUAUGCAACCACUGACGGAUAAAGAUCUUGAAGAAAUUCUAAAUGACAGUGACUUCUACUUGAGCGAUGAUGAUGAGGAAAUCACCGCCGAAAACAGUGAAUCAAUUGAGGCAAAGGAUAAUGAAGACGACGAGCCGGCGCCGGCAGACGCAGAUUCGGUUUCUGAUACCAUUGAAGAGGAGUCUGAUGACGAUAAUGUUCCCUUAUCCAGAAUAAGAGAGCAGGUUCUCCAGGAGCAAACAAAAAAUAAAACCGCAGAAGUAAAAUGGAAAAGAAAUGUUGUUGAAAGUCGAGAAGAUGUCUACCUUGAUCCGGAAUGGCAGUUACAAGAUGAUCAUGACUAUUGGACACCCCUGAACUAUUUUUAUGAAUACUUUCCAGAUUAUUUUUGA